Molecule: messenger RNA, 1811 nt
Organism: Eutrema salsugineum
Lineage: Eukaryota; Viridiplantae; Streptophyta; Magnoliopsida; Brassicales; Brassicaceae
Product: fe-S cluster assembly factor HCF101, chloroplastic
Exons: 14
Coding region: 72-1649 (525 amino acids)
Biological process (GO): iron-sulfur cluster assembly
Cellular component (GO): chloroplast stroma
Molecular function (GO): ATP-dependent FeS chaperone activity; 4 iron, 4 sulfur cluster binding; ATP binding
Source: RefSeq, a predicted model, not a curated record
UGUGUGAUUCAUAAUCGUUCAUAUCUCUGUUUGGCGUUUGAUUUCCUUGCUUCUCUCUCUCUCUCUCUAGCAUGCCGCUUCUCCUUCAUCCUCACUCGUUGCGGCACUAUCCUUGUUUCCACAUCAGAAAAAGCAAUUCUACUCUUGGAUUGCUCCAAGUUUAUGACAAGUUUCUCCAAUCUCAAGCUUCCUCCUUCAAUCCACGAAUCCUCAAACGCGAGCUCUCUGUAGCUAAAGCUGCUUCCGCUCAAGCCAGUAGUAUCCGUAAGAGCGUUGCUAAAACUUUAGAAAAAGAUGUGUUGAAGGCUUUGUCUCAGAUCAUUGAUCCUGAUUUCGGGACAGAUAUAGUGUCAUGUGGUUUUGUAAAAGAUUUGGUAAUUGAUGAAGCUCUAGGAGAGGUUUCACUCCGUUUGGAGCUGACAACACCGGCAUGUCCAGUCAAAGAUAUGUUUGAGCAGACGGCAAAUGAAGUUGUUGCAGUGCUUCCAUGGGUGAAGAAGGUGAACGUGACAAUGUCAGCACAACCAGCUAAGCCCAUAUUUGCUGGGCAGCUUCCACCUGGAUUAUCAAGAAUUUCGAGCAUUGUGGCUGUUUCAAGUUGCAAGGGAGGUGUUGGAAAAUCAACAGUAGCUGUAAAUCUUGCAUAUACAUUGGCUGGUAUGGGUGCAAGAGUUGGCAUCUUUGAUGCUGAUGUCUAUGGUCCAAGUUUACCAACUAUGGUUAAUCCCGAGAGCCGUAUUCUUGAAAUGGACCCGGAGAAGAAGACUAUCAUUCCAACAGAAUACUUGGGAGUGAAGCUAGUCUCAUUUGGAUUUGCAGGACAAGGGCGUGCCAUAAUGAGAGGUCCAAUGGUGUCUGGUGUCAUAAAUCAACUCCUUACAACAGCUGAAUGGGGAGAGCUAGAUUAUCUUAUUAUCGACAUGCCUCCUGGGACCGGUGACAUUCAAUUAACCUUAUGCCAGGUUGCGCCAUUAACAGCAGCUGUAAUUGUCACCACACCUCAAAAGCUGGCCUUUAUCGAUGUUGCCAAAGGUGUACGAAUGUUCUCAAAGCUAAAGGUACCUUGUGUUGCUGUUGUGGAGAAUAUGUGCCAUUUUGACGCUGAUGGGAAACGUUAUUACCCUUUUGGGAAAGGUUCUGGUUCUCAGGUUGUCGAGCAAUUCGGAAUACCUCACCUCUUUGACCUCCCCAUUAGAUCGACGUUAUCUGCUUCUGGAGAUAGCGGAAUCCCUGAAGUUGUGUCAGAUCCUCUAAGUGAAGUCGCAAGAACGUUCCAGGAUCUCGGAGUAUGUGUUGUGCAACAAUGUGCCAAGAUACGCCAGCAAGUUUCAACAGCUGUGACGUACGACAAAUAUCUUAAGGCAAUUAGAGUGAAGGUGCCAAACUCAGAUGAAGAGUUCUUACUGCACCCUGCAACUGUCAGAAGAAAUGAUCGAUCUGCCCAAAGCGUGGACGAAUGGACUGGUGAACAGAAGAUUCAGUUCGGGGAUGUAGCAGAAGAUAUCGAGCCUGAGGAAAUACGACCAAUGGGAAACUAUGCUGUCUCGAUAACUUGGCCUGACGGGUUUAGCCAGAUUGCUCCAUAUGAUCAGCUGGAAACAAUUGAACGGUUAGUAGAUGUUCCUCCAUUGUCUCCAGUUGAAGUCUGAUACUUAUAUAAUAGUUUCCUUUCUGGAAGAUAAAUAUGUAUAUUCAUAUCAAGGAAAAAUGAAAAAUACUUUGAGGGCAUUGGUUUUGAAUCAUAUGAUGAUGAAAACCUGCGAUUUAAUUGUAAAGCUUUCAUUUCUUCUUAUGAAUUAUACUUAUAUUCA